Molecule: messenger RNA, 1129 nt
Organism: Chlamydomonas reinhardtii
Lineage: Eukaryota; Viridiplantae; Chlorophyta; Chlorophyceae; Chlamydomonadales; Chlamydomonadaceae
Exons: 5
Coding region: 30-410 (126 amino acids)
Biological process (GO): photosynthesis
Cellular component (GO): chloroplast thylakoid membrane; photosystem I
Source: RefSeq, a predicted model, not a curated record
GAAACUUUUACUUCGACCUCCUGAUCACAAUGCAGACCCUGGCCUCCCGCCCCUCCCUGCGCGCCAGCGCCCGCGUGGCUCCUCGCCGCGCCCCCCGCGUGGCGGUGGUGACCAAGGCCGCCCUGGACCCCCAGAUUGUGAUCAGCGGCAGCACUGCCGCUUUCCUGGCCAUUGGCCGCUUCGUGUUCCUGGGUUACCAGCGCCGUGAGGCCAACUUCGACUCCACCGUGGGCCCCAAGACCACCGGUGCCACCUACUUCGACGACCUGCAGAAGAACUCCACCAUCUUCGCCACCAACGACCCCGCUGGCUUCAACAUCAUCGAUGUUGCCGGCUGGGGCGCUCUGGGCCACGCCGUGGGCUUCGCCGUGCUGGCCAUCAACUCGCUGCAGGGCGCGAACCUGUCGUAAGCAGUCUGCCCAGGGCAUGACUGUUGGCGGCGCCAGCUAACCGGCGGCAGCUGCAGCAGUAGCUGUGGACGCUGCAGGAGUCACGGACUCCUGCGGCGGGGUGCGGGUCAGCGGAUCAAGGUUCGUGGGCCUGGCACUGGCGCUCGGCGGUUUGGAGGUGAACUUCAAAAGGUGGCGGCGGCCUGAUGAAUUCCCUGGCCCUAGGAGGACGUCGUGGACCGUUGCCGCUCCAGCAGCAGCACUUGGAGUUUAGCAGUGGACUUCUGUGCUGCGCGGCUGAGGGCGCUCGCAGCUGCUGUGAGCCUUUCAGCAUUGUGCGGGGCAGAGCAAUCUGCACGCGCUAGUCUGGGGGCUUUCUCGAUGUGUGUUUCGUGUUAGGGCUGUGUACAAUUUUCGCGGCAUGUCGUGCCUGCGACCAGCGGAACGCCGUCCUCGUCAAUGAGGCGAAGCAGCAAGCACGUGGCAUUGGGAGACGCAAUAGCAAUGCUGGCCGUUUGGGUCUUUUGCUGUCUCGGGCGCUUUCGCAGUCAAGGGUGUCGGGUGCAGUGUCCAGUCUCUCCCGCGUGGCGUCUCCCACGGGAGGGAGUGAUCGCUUGAGAAGACAAUCCAAGAUUUAAAAUCAUUUGCAAUCGCAAGUGCAUUUGCUUCUACCGUGGUCUGUAGUUCUACGUGUGCUCACGCAAAAAAAUGGCGCCUCGCAGUUGGCAGGUGUUCGGGAU